AGGGGAUGUGAUGUGAAGAGAAAAGUCGGAGAAAAAUGGCCGACAGUAGCGUGCAUCUUGCCUAGUACGGGUAGAAUUUUGUGCGACUUUUUCGGUGCGACCGAAAUUAUUAUCCUCCGACCAGUUCUGACAGGAAGCGCGUGCGCGCGCGAGAUGGACAGCGCGAAAGCGAGUUCGGCGAGUGCGUCGCGUAUUUGAAGCUUGUGAAAGGUGAUUCUUUUUACUGGAUAAACUGGAAUCCUUUGAGCAUAAUAAUAUGGCGAGUCCUUCGCCCCAAUCAUCUCCUAUGCCACCUCCGCAAGCCCCUAGUCCGAUGGCUCCGCAGCAGGCACCAUCUCCUUCUAAUGCACAAGGAAGUCCAAUGGGACCGCCGCAGCAUCAUCCUCAUAGUCCAACACAAGGUUAUCAAGGUGGCCCACCGAUAUCACAGGGAGGACCGCCUAUGUCGCAGCCACCACAGCAACCUCCACCUCAGCAACAAAAUUAUUCACCUCAUCCGCAGCAGAUGCCACCCAAUAUGGGUCCGCAGAAUCAAGGUCCAGUCGGCCAGGGACCACCUUCCCAACAAGGCCCCGGAGGACCAAUGGUGCCCGGUCAGAUGGGUCCGAACGGACCGCAAAGUGGAUCGCACAUGAUGCAAGGUGGCCCUAACCAAAUGGGUUCUAAUGGACCUGGACAAAUGGGACCUGGAGGGCCCGGACAGAUGGGACCAGGAGGCCCCGGACAAAUGGGACCCGGAGGUCCCGGACAGAUGGGACCUGGUGGACCUGGUCAGAUGGGGCCUGCAGGUCCUGGUCCGAUGGGUCCUGGAGGUCCCGGGCAAAUGGGCCCCUCACACAUGGUGCAAGGCGGUCCUCCCAGCGGGCCUCACAUGGGACAGAGUGGACCAGGUCAGAUGGGUCCAGGUGGCGGGCCCGUUUCAGGCUCUCAGAUGGGCACCGGAAGUCCCCAAGGCUCGCAAAUGGUCUCGGGGGGACCCGGUCCCGGGCAUAUGGGUGGGCCCCCAGGGCACAUGAACGCGAGUGGUCCACCAGGACCUGGUCACAUGACCGCCGGUGGUCCCCCUGGACCAGGACACAUGGGCGGCGGAGGACCUCCGGUGUCGGGACACAUGAAUGCCAGCGGACCGCCCGGAUCGGGACACAUGAACGCGAGCGGCCCUUCCGGACCGGGUCACAUGAACACCGGUGGACCUCCUGGAUCAGGAGGUCACAUGAACGCUGGUCCUCCGAUGUCAGGUCACAUGAACACGAGCGGUCCGCCAGUAUCCGCGCAUAUGAAUGCGAGCGGCCCGGGAAGUCAUAUGGGUCCGAAUGCUCCUGGCCAGAUGCCUGGGAGUGGUCCCUCGGGACACAAUUUAGGUCCAGGUGGGCCGAAUCAAAUGGGUCCGGGAGGUCCGAAUCAAAUGGGCCCAGGUGGUCCGAAUCAAAUGGGUCCAGGUGGUCCGAAUCAGAUGAUUCCUAUCAGCCAAGCUCAAAUGGGACCUAGCGGGCCCAUGGGACCCGUAUCGACAGGACAAAUCGGCCCGAACGGACCUGGACAGAUGGGUCACAAUGGACCGUCGCAGAUGGGUCCGAACGGACUUACACAGAUGAGUAUGGGCGGCCCACCCGGACAGAUGAGUAUGAACGCACCAGGUGGACAAAUGGGACCCGGCGGACCAGGUAGCCAAAUGGGACCCACGGCACCGGGAAACCAGAUGGGACCAGGCGGACCAGGCAAUCAAAUGGUGCCUUCCGGUCCGGGUGGACAAAUGGGACCGGGAGGCGGUCCCGUCGGUCAAAUGGGACCGAAUAGUCUUGGUCAGAUGGGACUGGGAAGUAGUCCAGGAAACGUGCCAAUGACGAGUAGCGGACCUGUUUCCUCGAUGGUUCCAACGAGCGGGCCUAACGGACCUACCAACGUAGGCAGUGGACCUGGUGGACAAAUGACUUCGAGCAGCGGUCCUGGGGGACAGAUGGGCGCGACAGGCCCUGGAAGCGGUUCUGGAGGACAAAUGGGAUUAGGAAACGGACCCGGUGCGCAAAUGAACGCCGGUAGCGGACCAGGCGGUCAAAUGGGACCCGGAAGUGGACCAGGAGGACAAAUGGGACCAGGCGGCGGACAAAUGGGACCGGGCGGCGGACAAAUGGGACCAGGUGGCGGGCAAAUGGGACCAGGUGGUGGACAAAUUGGACAUGGCAGCAGUGUGCCCGGAGGUCAAAUGGGUCCUGGAAGUGGACCUGGCGGACAGAUGGGGCCGGGGAAUAGCCCUGCUGGUCAAAUGGGACCGGGAGGACAAAUGCCAUCUGGCGGUCCAGGACAAAUGAUGCAAGGAGGUCCAGGGGCUCAAAUGGGCCCGAACACCCCUAGCAAUCAAAUGGGGCCUGGCGGACCGAAUAAUCAGAUGGGACCGUGCGGUCCAAAUAGUCAACUCAGUCAUAUGAACGCGAGUGGACAAAUGGGCCCUAAUGGUCCAACCAAUCAGCCUCCUACUACGCAAAUAGGUCCCGGUAAUCAGAAUCAAGGUCAAGUUCUUGGUAGCACGGCGCCAAUAGGAUCAGGUGCCCCGGUAAAUCAAAUGAGUCAAACUGGGAGUGGACAAAUCGGACCUAGUGGACCUACAGGACCUCCUGGACCAGGGCAAGAGAACCUUAACGCGCUUCAAAAAGCGAUCGAUUCUAUGGAAGAAAAGGGAUUGCAAGAAGAUCCACGAUACUCUCAAUUGUUAGCUUUGAGAGCUCGUCAAGGCACUGGUAUGGAAAAACAAGCCUUUAAUUCAUCGCAGUUACAACAACUACGAGCUCAAAUAAUGGCAUACAGAUUGCUGGCAAGAAAUCAGCCAGUACCUCAACAAGUUGCAGUAGCUGCGCAGGGUGGCGGUCCUCCUCCUCCAGGGAUGGGUCAACGCCCUAUAGAUCCGUCUCAAGGCCCUGCUGCAACAGCUGGGCCACAAAUACCAGGUCCGAAUGUUAUUGGUCCCGCAGGUCCCACUCCUAGACCCGGUUGUCAAACGCCGCAACAGCAACAGCAGCAGCCUCAACCAGGCGCUAAGACCAACAGAGUGACGAGCGUGGCGAAGCCCGUUGGAUUAGAUCCGUUAUUGAUAUUGCAGGAACGAGAGAACAGAGUAGCGGCUCGUAUAUCUCUUAGAAUGGAGCAGCUUACCAAUCUACCGACAAAUAUGCCAGAGGAUCUUCGUAUACAGGCUCAGAUCGAACUGCGUAUGCUCAGAGUACUAAACUUCCAGAGGCAAUUAAGAACAGAGAUAAUAGCGUGUACCCGAAAAGACACUACCUUGGAAACUGCGGUGAACGUGAAGGCUUAUAAACGUACGAAACGGCAAGGACUGCGCGAAGCUAGAGCUACCGAGAAAUUAGAGAAGCAACAGAAACUGGAGGCAGAACGUAAACGAAGACAGAAGCAUCAAGAAUUUCUCAGUUCCGUCUUGCAACAUGGCAAAGAUUUCAAAGAAUUCCAUCGCAACAACAUCGCGAAGCUGGCCAGGCUCAACAAGGCGGUACUCAACUACCACGCAAAUGCUGAACGAGAACAGAAGAAGGAACAGGAACGCAUCGAGAAGGAACGUAUGCGUCGUCUUAUGGCGGAGGACGAAGAGGGAUACAGGAAGUUGAUCGAUCAGAAGAAAGACAAGCGUUUAGCUUUCUUGCUAUCCCAAACAGACGAAUACAUCAGCAAUCUCACGGAAAUGGUGAAGCAGCACAAAAUAGAACAGAAGAGGAAGCAAGUUGAGGAGCAAAAGCGUAAGAAGAAAAAGAAGAAAUUACAAGAUGGCGAGACUGGAGAAGAUGGUAGCACGAAUGAUACUCGCGUUGGUGUCAUAGAUACAGCCACUGGUCGCACAUUAACUGGCGACGAGGCACCACUGAUGAGUCAGUUGUCAGCAUUCUUGGAGGCUCAUCCUGGAUGGGAGCCAAUCGAGUCGGAAAGUGAAGACGACGAAGAAGAUGAAAAUGGAGAAGAGGAUGAAAGCAAGGACAGGUCUACGGGCGAUUCCGAGGAGGAGAAAGCGAAGAAGACGAUACACAAGGCAAAGGUGGAGGAUGACGAAUAUAAGACAGAGGAACAGACGUACUACAGUAUCGCACAUACUGUUCACGAGGUGGUCACGGAACAAGCGAGUAUUAUGGUGAAUGGACAACUGAAGGAGUAUCAAAUCAAGGGAUUGGAAUGGUUAGUUUCGCUGUUUAACAACAAUUUGAAUGGCAUCUUGGCGGACGAGAUGGGUCUCGGCAAAACAAUUCAGACCAUUGCUCUGGUAACAUAUCUUAUGGAAAAGAAGAAAGUCAAUGGUCCAUUCCUUAUCAUUGUUCCUUUAUCAACGUUGUCGAAUUGGGUUCUCGAAUUUGAAAAAUGGGCGCCGAGCGUCGUCGUGGUGUCGUACAAAGGUUCUCCGGCCGGCAGAAGAGCGAUACAAUCUCAAAUGCGAGCUACAAAAUUCAACGUCUUAUUAACAACGUAUGAAUACGUUAUAAAAGACAAGGGUGUGCUAGCAAAAUUGCAGUGGAAGUAUAUGAUUAUCGACGAAGGACACAGGAUGAAGAAUCAUCAUUGCAAACUUACUCAAGUGCUAAAUACGCAUUACUUGGCUCCUCAUCGAUUGUUGUUAACUGGUACACCGUUGCAAAACAAACUGCCAGAACUGUGGGCUCUUUUGAAUUUCUUAUUGCCUUCGAUCUUCAAAUCCUGCAGUACGUUCGAACAGUGGUUCAACGCUCCUUUCGCGACUACCGGCGAGAAGGUGGAACUUAAUGAAGAAGAAACCAUUUUGAUUAUUCGGCGUUUGCACAAAGUUCUGCGACCCUUCUUGCUGAGACGUUUGAAGAAAGAGGUGGAGUCGCAGUUACCCGACAAAGUGGAAUACAUUAUCAAAUGCGACAUGUCUGGCCUACAAAAAGUUCUUUACAAACAUAUGCAGAGUAAAGGUGUACUGCUAACCGAUGGAUCGGAAAAGGGAAAGCAAGGAAAGGGUGGUGCCAAAGCUCUGAUGAACACAAUCGUACAACUGAGGAAAUUAUGCAAUCAUCCAUUUAUGUUCCAAGCUAUAGAAGAGAAAUAUUGCGAACACGUAGGCACGCAAGGCUCCGGUGUUAUUACUGGUCCCGAUCUGUUUCGUGCAUCCGGAAAGUUCGAACUCCUUGAUCGUAUUCUUCCCAAGUUGAAAGCUACGAAUCAUCGAGUAUUACUGUUCUGUCAAAUGACUCAAUUGAUGACAAUUAUGGAAGAUUAUCUGGGUUGGCGUGGAUUCAUGUAUCUGCGAUUGGACGGCACAACAAAAGCGGAGGACAGAGGGGAUCUAUUAAAGAAGUUCAACGAUCCUGGAUCGGAAUACUUCCUUUUCUUAUUAUCUACACGCGCAGGUGGUCUUGGUUUGAAUCUUCAGGCUGCGGAUACGGUCAUCAUCUUCGAUUCCGAUUGGAAUCCUCAUCAGGAUCUUCAAGCUCAGGAUAGAGCCCACAGAAUUGGACAAAAGAACGAAGUGCGCGUACUUCGAUUGAUGACCGUCAACUCUGUCGAGGAGCGAAUAUUGGCAGCGGCGAGAUAUAAAUUGAACAUGGAUGAGAAGGUGAUUCAGGCUGGUAUGUUUGAUCAAAAAUCCACCGGAUCGGAGCGACAGCAGUUCCUUCAGAGUAUCUUGCAUCAAGACGACGCUGACGACGAGGAGGAGAACGAAGUACCCGACGACGAGACGGUGAAUCAGAUGAUCGCUAGGACAGAAGGUGAAUUCGAGACAUUCCAGAAAUUGGACUUGGAACGGCGACGCGAGGAAGCCAAAUUGGGCCCGAAUCGUAAAUCACGAUUGUUGGAGGAAGCUGAGCUGCCUGACUGGCUGGUGAAGGACGACGACGAGGUUGAAAGAUGGACCUACGAAGAGGACGAGGAUAGAUUCCUCGGUAGAGGUUCGAGGCAACGUAAAGAGGUCGAUUAUACGGACAGUUUAACCGAGAAGGAAUGGCUGAAGGCGAUCGAUGAUGAUGGCGCCGAGUACGAAGAGGAGGAGGAAGACGAUAAGAAGAAGAAGAAGACGCGAAAACGAAAGAAGAAGGGCGAAGAGGACGACGAGCCUAUACCGAAGAAACGAAGAGGAGCCGGAUCUUUGGUCGAUCCUAAAAUGAAACGAGCCAUGAAGAAGUUAAUUACAGUAGUUGUUAAUUAUACGGACAGCACUGACGGUCGAUUAUUGAGCGAACCUUUUAUGAAAUUACCUUCUCGAAGAGAAUUGCCAGAUUAUUACGAAAUUAUCAAGAAACCUUUGACUAUUAAUAAACUAUUGCAGAAGAUCGAGGAGGGCAAAUAUGCUGAUUUAGACGAGCUUGAGAAGGAUUUUAUGCAACUUUGUAAGAAUGCUCAAAUUUAUAACGAAGAAGCAUCUUUAAUUCACGAAGACUCGAUAGUAUUGCAAUCUGUUUUUACGAAUGCGCGUCAACGUCUUGAAGAGGAGGGUAAUUCUGACGGAGACGAUAAGGAUGGUGAAGAGGGUUCAGACGCAGAUUCUAGUGUCAGAAUGAAAAUUAAAUUGAAAGGAAGAAAAAGCGAGGGCAGAGGUGGUCGUAGAAAAAGAGUAACUAAGAAAUAUAUAUCCGACGACGACGAUGACGCUGAUGAUAACUAAGAGAUAUAGCUUUUCAAGUAUCACGAUGAUGUGGAAUAUAUAAGCAAAAUAGUUUAAGUAUUUACUUAGAAUUUAUUUAAAAUUUCGUUAUAUGUUAAUAUAAUAAAAGUCUUAUAAGAGUACAACCAGGAAGAUUUGUAAACCUAUAGCAAAGGAAAGUAUUGCUAUAUCACUUAGGCAGGUAUGAGACGCUAUGUGAUUCGCGUUAUACCAUUGUAAACUUUUUAAUUAUUAAACUCGUGAUGGCUCCUAAGA
Nylanderia fulva is the source of this 6868-nucleotide messenger RNA. RefSeq names its product ATP-dependent helicase brm (gene brm). Gene Ontology annotation, molecular function: histone binding; ATP binding. Gene Ontology annotation, cellular component: nucleus. Lineage: Eukaryota; Metazoa; Arthropoda; Insecta; Hymenoptera; Formicidae. Gene Ontology annotation, biological process: regulation of DNA-templated transcription. The record is from RefSeq and is a predicted model, not a curated record.